Chara braunii is the source of this 1698-nucleotide messenger RNA. The record is from the annotation of a GenBank genome assembly. Lineage: Eukaryota; Viridiplantae; Streptophyta; Charophyceae; Charales; Characeae.
CGGGCCAUGAACAUGGUUUUUCAUAAUUUUGUGUGGAAGACUCGCCUGGCACAGAGCAUCAUCAACUACUGCGUGAUUGUGUACAUGGAUGACAUCCUAGUGUAUUCGAGUUCCUACGAGGGACACGUGCAGCACAUCGAAUGGGCACUGCAUGCGUUACGAGAUGCAGGUUUCAAGGUGGCRCUUGAGAAGUGUCAGUUUUUCCUCACCACCAUUUCUUUCCUGGGGCACGUGGUGACAGACAAGGGACUCCAACCGGGGCCGCAGAAGGUGGCAGCUGUCAGGGACACGCCAGUGCCUACCACUAUCACGCAAAUUCGCGCCUUUCUGGGCCUAGCCUCGUAUUACCGAAGAUUUAUCAAGGGCUUCGCGGCGAUUGGGGGACCCCUCACAAAUUUCCUGCGCAAGGAUCAGCCGUUGAUCUGGACACCGGAGUGCGAUCAAGCGUUUUCUAAACUCAAGGCUGCUCUCAUUUCGGCUCCGAUCCUUAUAAGACCGGAUCCCGAAAAGCCUUUUGUUCUCAUCACCGACUGGCAGCCAGAGGCGAUUUCGGCGACCCUUGCCCAGGUAGGACCGAGCGGACUCGAGGGUGUAGUGGAGUAUGUGUCCAAAUCAGUGCCCGCCUGCAAGCGCAAUUAUGCUGCGCCAAUGGGUGAAUGCUAUGCGGCUCUCUGGGAAAUCAGUCACUUCCGUGCAUACCUGUACGGGCGAAAAUUCACCCUGACUGAUUAUGAGCCCCUGUUGGCUCUGAAGAAGUCGAAGGAUUACUCGGCCAUGAUCGGGCGAUGGGCAACGGUGCUGCAGAGCAUGGACUUCGACAUUCGUCAUCGAAAGCACGAGAGACACGGGAAUGCGGACGGACUGACACGACUGCACCGGCCUGAGAAGGUUCCAAAGGGUGAGGAGGUGACGUGGACGGGCACUAGCGAGCAUCCCACGUGGAUUGAGAAUCCGGAGCUGUUGAUCAUACAGGGUUGGAGGACUAACACGGAAGGUGAUCUUAUUGGAUUCCUCUUUGGAUCGGUGCGACCGGGUCGUCGUCAGUUGAUUGCACAGGAGCUCAUCGCACCGAUCGUGCAAUUAGGGAACGAUCUCUCGCCCGACAUCUACUUUCAGAGUGACAACAGUCCUACUCCGUACAUUUUCAAGCGAUCCUUGGAUCCGUACCUUCAGUGGACUUCGUGCUUGGAGGAACCUAGGGACGAGGAUACACUACCAUCGCGGCAGGAGUAUCUGAAGCCGUACGAGAUCAUCCCUUACGCCUUCUACCCGAGGGCAGAAGAAGUGGUGAUCGACGACGAUGACGACGAAGAAGAAGACGACGACGAGGAAACAUCGGAGGAGGGAAGCUAUAGUGAACAUAGCGAGGGCGAGCUGAGUGAGGAGAGAGAGGAAGAAGAAGGAAUCGGGUCCGAGUGGGAAGUUCCGCCGGAGGAAGCGGAAGAUCCGGAAGCGGUGUGGAAGCGCGAAGAAAUUGCCGCCGGGAAGCGCCAGCUGGCCUUCGCUAGCGAGGCUAGCAUGCGCAUCGGUAGCGAUCCAACCAGGGAUCCGGAGCCACCGAGGCCCGAAGAUGGCGACCCUGCAGCCGCCACCUCAAGUACCCCGUGACGGAGACGGCGUCAAUCCCCCUCCUCCUCCAGCCCCGCCCGUCCCCCAGUUCGCCCACGUACCAAUGCGGGCGAUAUGCCUUCGGCCUCG